Messenger RNA from Papaver somniferum (opium poppy), 2133 nucleotides. Its product is annotated as tubulin-folding cofactor E-like. The record is from RefSeq and is a predicted model, not a curated record. The transcript is spliced from 14 exons. Gene Ontology annotation, molecular function: alpha-tubulin binding. Gene Ontology annotation, biological process: protein folding. Lineage: Eukaryota; Viridiplantae; Streptophyta; Magnoliopsida; Ranunculales; Papaveraceae. The coding region runs from base 223 to 1872 and encodes 549 amino acids.
UUAUCCAGGGCGAUUUAAGGUGUGACACAAGUCACGAAAGUAAAUUUUAUGUUGGGUUGAAAGAAUUUUUUCACUUGAAUUUAUGACGGGCAUUUUCAUUUCAUUAUUUUCAAAGAAAAAAAGCAAACUUUGCAAAUAUUUGUUCUCGGAAAAGAACAUAUGAAAAACCCUAGAAAAUUUUGACAGAAUAUUUCAUUAUUGGAUUACUCACUCUUAAACAAAAUGCAGAAAUCUUCAGUGAAACUUGUAGAUGAUACGAAAUCUAAUGAGGAGAAACAAGAAUUAGGGUUUAGAAUUAAUCAAAGAGUUCAUACAGUUGGUAACACAAGAAGAAUUGGGACAGUGAAAUACAUUGGGAAUGUUGAAGGUUAUUCAGGCAUUUGGGUGGGUAUUGAUUGGGACAAUGGAGAUGGAAAACACAAUGGUUCACUUAAUGGGGUUACUUAUUUUGAAGCUAAAGAUGAUAAAUCAGGUUCAUUUGUUCGUCCACAGAAUUUGAGUCAUGGUAUUUCAUUCUUACAAGCACUUGAGCUUCGUUAUAAAGGCGAUUCUACUAAAGAAGAAGAAGAUGAGAUGUAUGUCUUAUCAGCUAGAAAUAACCGAGUAGCUGUAGAGCUUGUGGGGAAAAGUAAAGUUCAAGACAAAUUGAGUCGAUUGGAAGAUCUGGUUGGUGCAUCACUUUCGUAUUUGGGAGUUAGCUCAGUCGGAUCCAGUGGUCAGAUCAAUGCCAUUGUCCCAAAUCUGGAGGAGCUCGAUUUGACUGGGAACUUGCUUUCAGAAUGGAAAGAUGUAGGUACCAUAUGUGAAGAAUUGCAGGUUCUCGAAGUUCUCAGUCUUACUCACAACUACAUGGCUCAUGAUGUAAACCAGCUCCCAGUACUAGAAAACAUCCGUGUUUUGGUGCUCAAUAAUUGUUGCCUAACAUGGACACAGAUUGAAGUUCUCAAGCAAUCACUUCCAUCCGUCGAGGAGCUUCAUUUAAUGGGAAACAAGUUGAAAGAGAUAGUGCCUGCAUCCUCCAACUAUGUUCGAGGAUUUGAUUCUCUGCGGAUUCUUAAUUUGGAAGAUAACUGCUUUGAAGCAUGGAAUGAAAUUGUCAAGCUUUCUCAGCUAAGAAGAAUGGAGCAGCUUCACUUGAACAAGAACAACUUGAACAACAUAUUUUACCCUGAGUGUGGUCCCAAAAUUGAUGAUUCUGAACCUGCAGAGAAAUGCUUUAGCCCUUUUGAGACUUUGAACUGUCUUCUUCUAGGACGCAAUAACAUUGCAGAUCUGGCAUCAGUGGAUUCACUCAAUUAUUUCCCUAGCUUGACAGACAUCAGGCUUUCAGAGAAUCCAAUUGCUGAUACAGGCAAAGGUGGUAUUCCUAGAUUUAUGUUGAUUGCACGUUUGGCAAAGGUUGAAAUCCUUAACGGGAGUGAGGUGAGAAUUCGUGAACGGAAAGAAUCUGAAAUCAGGUAUAUCCGCUUUGUUAUGACUAAGAUGCAAGAUGAACCUGAGGAGAUUAAACAGCUCCACCCCAGAUUUAAUGAGCUUAAAAAGAAGCAUGGAAUUGAGGAUGAGAAACCCUCAACUGAAACAACUGGUCCUCGAAAAAUGUCUUCAGGACUUCUCUCAAUAACUCUUACAUGUGUUGGAGCUUCCAUGGGGGAGAAAAAGCCGCUCACGAAGAAGUUACCAGCCACCAGCACGAUUGGCAAGUUAAAAGUUCUGUGCGAGAGCUUCUUUCAACUCAAGUCAAUCAAGUUGAAGUUGUUCCUUCAAGAAGAGGGUUCUCCAUUACCGAUGUUGCUCGACAACGAAAUGGCUUCUUUGAUGGAGCUAGGAAUUGGCAAUGGAUCCACUAUCUUAGUGGAUGAAGAAGAGACGUAGAACAUCGGAUCCAAAUCCCAAUAGUAUGAUUUCCCCUGUUGUGUAAAAAUAAGAACCCGGUAGAAAAUUGAAACAGAUGGUCAUGUGUAACAAGGAACAAGUUGAUGCAGAUUUUAUGAUCAUGUGUCCUGGACUAUAUAACAAGCCAAAGAGACUGAACUUUUGUUCAGAACCACAUACAUAUGGUGUUUGUUUCAGUUCCUGUACUCAAAUAUGUAGAGUCUCAUUUUCUGUUGUCAAAUAAAUUUUUGCAGUUUUGUA